Molecule: messenger RNA, 2136 nt
Organism: Limulus polyphemus (Atlantic horseshoe crab)
Lineage: Eukaryota; Metazoa; Arthropoda; Merostomata; Xiphosura; Limulidae
Product: epoxide hydrolase 1-like
Exons: 8
Coding region: 144-1562 (472 amino acids)
Biological process (GO): epoxide metabolic process
Molecular function (GO): epoxide hydrolase activity
Source: RefSeq, a predicted model, not a curated record
AGCACCAACACUUCUUUAUUUAAGUUAAUCGGGAUUAUAAAACCUUUACAAGAUCAAAUUCUACAGGUACUACAUCGGGAAAUUACAGAAAUAUCAAAACUUUCGUGAACAAUAAGAAAUAUGGAUAUCAUAUCGUAUUAUCUAUGGUUUAUCACCUACUGAUGGGGUACACGAGUAUUAUCCUCCUCUUCGGAGUUUCUAGUGCUAUAUUAAUACCACUCCUCUGGCCAGACCCAGAUCCUCCAGUUCUUCCAGACAUGUGGUGGGGCCGGGGGAAAAUGCCGUCUCAUCCUUCAAAAUUUCCGAAAGAUAACACUGCCAUCAGACCGUUCACUAUAAAUGUCAAGAACAAUACCUUACAAGACCUGAACCAUCGCUUGGACAACGCCCGCCUUCCAGAACCUUUGGACAAUGUCCAAUUUCAGUACGGAUUUCAUUCCAAGUACCUGAAAAAAGUAAUCGAUUAUUGGAGAAACGAAUAUGAUUGGAGAAGAGAAGAAAGAAAGUUAAAUCAGUAUCCGCAGUUUCUAACUCAAAUAGAAGGGAUUGAUGUUCAUUAUUUGCACAUUAAACCAACUAUUAAGAACUCUAAGAUUCAUGUGAUCCCCCUUAUGUUAAUCCAUGGAUGGCCUGGUUCCGUUGUCGAGUUCUACAAGAUAAUACCACUUCUUACUACACCGACCGAGAACAGAGACUUCGUGUUCGAAGUAAUUUGUCCCUCAAUACCAGGAUAUGGUUUUUCCGAAGCUCCUCAUCAACCAGGCUUCUCCGUGGCUGAUGCUGGACGUGUGUUUGUCAAGUUGAUGGCUAGGUUGAAUUUCCAUAAGUUUUACUUACAAGGUGGAGAUUGGGGAAGUGCAAUAUCCAUGGUUAUAUCAUCUGUAUACCCAGAGAAUGUACUAGGAGUCCAUUUGAACUUUGUCGCUGUCCAGGGAGGCUUUGCAAGCAAAAUGAAACAUCUGAUUGGUAUUUUGUUUCCUUCUUUGGUGGCUGAUACCCCAGCACAGCAGCGCCACCUCUUUUCACCAUUCAUGGAAAAAGUAUAUUAUCUUUUAAGAGAAACGGGUUAUGCCCACAUCCAAGGUACAAAGCCUGACACUGUAGGUACUGGAGUAAGUGAUUCCCCCGCUGGUCUGGCAGCUUACAUCUUAGAGAAGUUCUCCACAUGGACUAAUAAGGAAUACGUGAACUUAGCUGAUGGAGGGUUGACCAAGAAGUUCACCCUUGAUGAACUGCUGACCAACGUUAUGGUGUACUGGGUAACAAACUCCAUCACUUCUAGCAUGAGGCUUUACAAGGAAACCAUGUCAGAACGUAUCAGAAACUUUAAGUUUGACAGACUUCCAGUGACUGUGCCAACAGGGAUUGCUCAGUUCCCUAACGAAAUUAUUAUGCCACCAAGAAACAUAGCCAAACAUCAGUAUAGAAACAUUAUUCAGUACACGGACAUGCCGAGAGGGGGCCACUUUCCAGCAUUUGAAGAGCCUAAACUCCUAGCAGACGAUAUAGGCAAGUUUGUUGAGAAAGUUCGAACACUGGAGGUAUCUAAAAAUGAAAAAUAGGUGCUUUGAAAUACAUAUAAGUCAGCUUAUAAAAGCUUUUAAACCGACUCAGUCUUGUCUUUAUAAUGAAUUUGUUGUUAUAUUAAGACUCUGUAUGGGACAUCAGUAAUUGAUUAUUCUAUAUUAUUUCUUAUUUUUAUUUAUCAAAGUUUAUAUGUAUCUAGGUUUGUAGGCCUAUCUAUAGCUAUUGAAAACUUUCAUUGAGCGUAUUUCACCAGCUUAAGCGUAAAUUAUUGUCUUGUAUGUUUGCAUGAGUAUAGACAUGAUUAAAAUGGAUCUUUAGUUUUAUCGGUGUGUUUGUUAUUUAAAAAAGAAAGUACUGACAGUUUCUAUCCUAAUAUCUGUGUUUAUCUGCUAUUUAGCAAAAUGUUUUACUCUGUUCGAUUAAUGCUUCUCUUAAGUUCAUAUUCCGAUCGAUACAUUUAUGUAAUACUAACUGUAAAGUAACGCGGAACGAUUUUUUGUAUUCUGAUAAAAUUGUACUAUAUCGACAUAAUGUUGCUCAAACUUGUAAUAUUGUAUGACUAUCUGCGUAACGCUUCAAUACUUUUAGCUGAUAAAAUAAGUAAUGCUG